Messenger RNA from Penaeus chinensis, 1239 nucleotides. RefSeq lists its product as uncharacterized. Bases 1 to 1239 code for a protein of 412 amino acids. The transcript is spliced from 2 exons. Lineage: Eukaryota; Metazoa; Arthropoda; Malacostraca; Decapoda; Penaeidae. The record is from RefSeq and is a predicted model, not a curated record.
AUGGAUGCACCCAAGAUCCAAGCAAUGGCAUAUGCUCGACUAUGUUAUCACCAGAACGAAAGACCUCAGGGGGAAAAAACUCCACCUAAGAGACUAAACUCUUCGAAGCUGAAAGAUCCUUCCAUUUCAGAAAAGCUCAUCAGCGAUCUGAAUAAAAAGCUUGCUAACUUAAAGUUUGGAAGUGCAAGUGUUGAGGAAGAGUGGGGAGUCUUCCGAAAUCUGGUUUACACCUCAUCACCAGAACACUUAGGUCCUGCGUCCAAAAAGCAUCAAGACAAGAAAUCAGCUUUCACUAAGUGCCAUCGUCAAGUACAAAUCAAGCUUCGGACUAUGCAAGACAAGUGGCUCAGCGACAAAGCUGACGAGAUCCAGGGCUAUGCCGAACAACAUGACUCAAAGUGCUUUUACGACACCUUCAAGGCAAUCUAUGGGCCGACAACAUCUGGCACCUCACCCAUUCUAGCUGCAGAUGGUGAAACACUAUUUCCUGAAAAAUCUCAAAUACUAGAAAGGAGGGCAGAACACUUUGACAAUAUACUCAACCGACCAUCAUCCAUCAACGACGCAGCAAUCAACCGCCUCUCCCACGUAGACAUGAACUCAAAACUUGAUGACCCACCCACUGAAGAGGAAGCUAUUAAGGCUAACAAGCAACUUUCAUGCGGCAAGGCACCUGGAGCAGAUGCUAUACCUGAGGUUCACAAGGAUGGGGGUCAAGUUCUUAUGCAGAAACUAACAGACCUCUAUGCAGCACUGUGGAACAAACAAGAACUGCCACAAGAAUUCAAAGAUGCAACUAUAGUGCACCUCUACAAAAGAAAGGGCAACCGACUGUCAUGCGACAACCACAGAGGUAUAUCUCUACUGUCUAUUGUAGGCAAGAUACUAGCCAGAGCACUGUUAAAUCGCAUCAUCAAGCACCUCGAAAGUCAGUGUGGUUUCAGAGCAGGUAGAGGAACGGUAGACACAUCUGCUGUUCGUCAACUUUCAGAAAAUUCUCAAGAACAACAUCAAGAUCUCUAUAUGACAUUUGUGGACUUAACAAUGGCGUUCGACACAGUCAGUCGCGCGGGGCUUUGGAAGAUCAUGGCAAAAUUUGGCUGUCCCCCAGAUUCACCAACAUGUUACGCCAGUUUCAUGAUGGCACGAGUUCUUGAUGAUAGUGAAAUGUCCAAGGAUUUUCCUGUCAGAAACGGUGUUAACAAGGCUGUGUUCUUACGCCUACACUCUUCUCCAUGA